Molecule: messenger RNA, 1017 nt
Organism: Spizellomyces punctatus DAOM BR117
Lineage: Eukaryota; Fungi; Chytridiomycota; Chytridiomycetes; Spizellomycetales; Spizellomycetaceae
Product: ribosomal protein L6
Exons: 1
Coding region: 57-731 (224 amino acids)
Biological process (GO): translation
Cellular component (GO): ribosome; mitochondrial large ribosomal subunit
Molecular function (GO): structural constituent of ribosome; rRNA binding
Source: RefSeq, a predicted model, not a curated record
CUUGUUUCGCUGAGAUCCAUCUGUUGCCCUCUGCCGAUCGCUCAAGCAAACCCAACAUGUGGGUCCAACGCCUUGUCAGAGCAGAGGGGACCUCCUUCUCACAUUACGCUUGCCGUUCGUUUACAACGACUGGUGUUUCACAAUCCAUGAUUGGACGUCGAGUUCUCAAGUAUCCCCAUGAGGUUGCCAUAACCACCGAACCCUACCUUCCGACACCUUCCUUCCCCCGCGCUACCACACAAGUUACCGUCAAAGGACCUCGAGGUUCCUUGUCAAUGCCACUGCAACCGUUCGUCGCUGUCCAAAUUGAUGCACAUGACCCAACAGCACCGAAAAGGACUCUAUCCGUUUCGGUCACAGAUCCCAAAGACAGAAAGCAGCGAGCAAUGUGGGGUACCACUCGAGCCUUGCUUGAAAACAUGGUAGAGGGCGUUCACGAAGGGUUCACGGUUCCCAUUCGAUUCAAUGGUGUUGGGUACAGGGCGUUGUUCGAGGAAGGGAAGCUGAGUUUGAAGUUGGGUUACUCCCAUCCCAUUUUGUUGGAUAUCCCCGAAGGCGUGGAUGUCAAGAUCCCUGCACCAACACGAAUCAUUUUGCAAGGGAAUGAUUUGCAGAAAAUUACGCAGUUCGCUGCAAGCAUCCGAAAGUGGAGACCCCCGGAACCUUACAAUCAGAAAGGAAUCUUUAUCGGCGAUGAAACCAUUAAAAAGAAGGAGGGAAAGAAGCGAUAGACAUUCGUCAUAGUUUACUUUGCACAGAAAGGAUACUAGAUUAUUUCGCUACGUCGCUUGAUGAGCAUACGUAUCUUUGGGUGCCAGGUGGAGAGGGGACACGGAAUACGUAUCUACUAUCACAAAUUCACAAGCAUAAUACAUGGACCUGCUGAAUAAGCCAGAUUUGAAGGUUCUGGGCCACAGUUUAUUGAAUGUGAUAGAGGUACCAAAAAACAAACGCAAAAAAAAUUAUGUACGCUGAAAAGGAUGGUCGCGGCUUGAAUUACUAAACAACGACGUUACG